Molecule: messenger RNA, 1482 nt
Organism: Oppia nitens
Lineage: Eukaryota; Metazoa; Arthropoda; Arachnida; Sarcoptiformes; Oppiidae
Product: cytochrome P450 3A9-like
Exons: 5
Coding region: 1-1482 (493 amino acids)
Molecular function (GO): steroid hydroxylase activity; iron ion binding; oxidoreductase activity, acting on paired donors, with incorporation or reduction of molecular oxygen
Source: RefSeq, a predicted model, not a curated record
AUGGAUUUUGAUUAUUUCAUUAAAUAUUAUCAAUCAAAAUGUGUGUAUUGGGAGACACAGGGCAUCCAAACAGUAUGGGUAGGUUUAUGGACUCGAUUAACAAAACCCAGUCAUCUAUGGGAACUGGAUCUAUGCCGUCGGUUCGGCAAAUGUUUUGGUAUCUAUGAGCUGACACAACCGGUACUCUAUAUUUCGGAUCCGGUAUUGAUUCGCGAGGUUUUAGUCAAAGCAUUUGAUAGAUUUACAAACAGACGGGACUUUGCCACCGGUUCUGAUCCAAUGAUCGACAAUUCAGUGGCAAACCUAAAGGGAGACCAAUGGAAAAGGGUUAGAUCACUAAUGUCGCCGGCAUUUACUACCAGAAAACUCAAACAAAUGAUACCAUUGAUCAACCAAUGUUUGAAAACACUCGACAAAAAUCUAAGUACAGUCUCGACAGCCGACUGUCCAUCAGCUAAUGAAACCGAUACAAAACGCUUGUUCGGCGCCUACAGUAUGGAAGUAAUUAUUCAGGUUUGCUUCGGUACCAAAGUUGACGCCCUAUUAGAUGAAGACAAUCCUAUCAUCAGUAAUGCUAAGAAAUUGUUUUCGUUUGACUUCAAUACAAACCUAUUGAUAUUGUUUUUGUUUCCCUGGUUGGCCAAAUCGUUGAAGCUGAAAAUUUUCGAUGAAAAUAGUUCAAAAUUUUUUUGUAACUUUACUUUUCAGAUUAUUGAAGAACGUCGUCAACAAAAACAACAACAACAACAAUUGAAAUCUGUAGACAAUAUAGAAAAACGGGUCGACUUUUUGCAAAUAAUGUUAGAAUCGGUAUCAGAGACGAGUUCAAUACAAUAUGAUAAUGAUAAUACCGAUGAAUUUAUUACCAAUAAAACAAACAAAAAUAAAGAAAAUUAUAGGGAGCUGACCAAUGAUGAACUACUAUCGCAAUGUAUAUUGUUUUUUAUAGCCGGUUACGAAGGACCGGCUACAACAUUGUCGAUAAUAACGUAUUUGUUGGCUAAGAAUCCUUUAGUCCAGGAAAAAUUAUACAAAGAAAUUGACAAUUAUUUCAAAAAGAAUAAAGACGUCGACUACGAUAAACUAUAUUCGCUAAAAUAUUUGGACGCAGUUAUUAUGGAAUCGUUAAGAUUAUAUCCGAGCUCAACGUUCUUGGAAAGAGUAGCUACCGAUGAUUAUACGUUGAGCACUGGUAUUCAAAUCAAAAAAGGCCAUCUAAUUCAUAUACCAGUCUAUUCUAUACAUCACGACAAUACUAUUUAUCCAGACGCUGACCAGUUUUUACCCGAGCGAUUUUUGGCCAAUAAUGUCGAUCAGCAGCAGCAGCAGCAACACAACCCGUACGUCUAUUUGUCGUUCGGUGCCGGACCUCGAAACUGUAUCGGUAUGCGAUUGGCCCAAAUGGAAAUCAAACUGGCCCUAGCCAAUGCUAUACAUAAAUACAGGUUCAUCGAUACAGGGCUAACUUUAGGCUUAAGGUAA